AUGUCACAUGUAGCAUACAUCAGUGUGUUUUACUCUUCUCCCACCCAUCUCACUGUAGGCAUGGAACCCUGGCUGAGGAAUGUGCUGAUACUUGCUGCAUGUUGUUAUGGUAUGAUAAUAUUAUUUUCCUAACUCGUUUACUGCCUUUUGCUCCCAUCCUUUUCUUUUUCAAACAUAUUUUUCAGUAUAACACUACCAGUAUUCAUUUCAUAUGUCUUUAUAUCUUCUAUCAUGUGUGGUCCUGCGUGGCUCAGUUAUAGAGUAUGGUGAUUGCAACACCAGGGUUGUGGAUUAGAUUCCCACGGGGGACCAGUAUGAAAAAGUACAAAAAUGUAUGCACUCACUACUGUAAGUCGCUCUGGAUAAGUCUGCUAAAUGAAUGAAUUUAAAAUGUAUAUCAUGUUGCUUGAUACUUUUCUCAUUCCUUUUCAGAAUGCAGAGGAGAAGACACAGUCACUCAGCCACCAGGAGAUGUGAUCGCUACUGAGGGAGAACAGGUCACACUAGGCUGUCAAUUUGAUGCAGUUGAUAUUAAUAAUCUCUACCUGUUCUGGUACAAGCAUAAAGUAAAUGGCUUCCCAAAGUUCAUGCUGGGACGUUUUUCUGUUGGAAGUGCAAAUGCCACUGAGUUCAAGGAGAGAUUUGAUGCCCAUCUAGAUAAAGACUCCAAAUCAGUCCCCUUGACGAUCCAGAGGUUGCAGCUGUCUGACUCUGCUGUGUACUACUGUGCUCUGAAGCCCACUGUGACAACAGGAUAUACAGCCCCCUUACAAAAACAUACUGAGCUACACAAUGACAAUACACCUGUAUGUACAGUAUUCAACACCACUUUGAAAUUGACACAGCAACCUUCUCACUACCUUCCUGAGACUACCAAGACUAGUGGUAGCAGAUGAUGAUAAUCAUAGUGAUGAUGAUUAUACGGUAAGUCAUUGUUGAUGCCAAUAGAGCUCCCUCUUCCAAAUCAGCUGUAAUUGUAGAUGUAAGAGACAUUAAAAUUCCAUUGACAUAUCUCAUGGAUUAGAACAUAUACAGCUAGUAGUGUUUGACUAGAUUAAUUCAGGUAAAAAAAGUUAUACUCAGUAUUGUGUGGAGUAAUGUAAAAGCCAGCAUCAACCACAAGGGGGCCACAUUACCAAGUGAGUGUUGCUUUCUACUCUGAAAUGACUUGUCUAUUUGAACAUCCCCUCUGUUCUGUGCUGCAUGGUCUAGGCCUGUGCUGCUACAAAGACAGGAAUCAAGAGAGCACACCAGUUUCUAUAUUGUAACAUCAGUUUGUCUUGGUCUUUGUAUCCUAUGAUAAGUAUGGGACAUUGGCUGUGUACUUCUGUUGUUCUUGCUGCACUUCUCUUUGGUAGGAUAUGGCUCUCAUUAUCUUUUUCUCAAUACUCUGAUGUUACUGGAAUCCUGACAUUUAUCACAAAGGUAUUCUUCUUUGUUUCCAGAGUGCAGAGGAGCAGACAGUGCUAGUCAGUCAAAGAGAGAAGUGA
Molecule: messenger RNA, 1490 nt
Organism: Coregonus sp. 'balchen'
Lineage: Eukaryota; Metazoa; Chordata; Actinopteri; Salmoniformes; Salmonidae
Source: the annotation of a GenBank genome assembly